GGUCGGGCGAGGGGCUUCUAUCCGUGGGAAGGAUGAACUUGGAAGCAAAGCAGGGUUGGCCCUGAUAGAAUGUGGAUGGGAGACCACCAGGAAAUCCCAGGGCUGUGGGCUGGAGGUGGAAAAAACACUGGGGAGAAGGCCACGGCCAACCGCUCCCUCCUCCUGGCAAGAAAGGAACUUCUGUGGAUGGCUUCAGACCCAGCUAAGAGAGGCGUGGGGGGAGAGGAGCUCCCAAGAGCCAGCCCCCCCCCCCAGUGUGCCCUCCUCCUCGAAAGCCCGCUGUGCAGGGCUGCCUGGACCAGGUGGCCAGGCUGCGCAGCUGUUGGCCCAACGUCAGGGCCAGGAGGGCGCCUGCCUGCCUGCGCCACCCGAUAACCCGCUUCGUGGGCCAGGUCCUGAUAAGGCGGCUGCGCCAGGCACGUCUCCCGCAGGGCCAGGGGGGCCGGGGGCGGGGGGGCUUGCCCUGGUAACCGCCUGGUGCUGGCGGAGCCUCAGCCCUUCUGCCUGCCUCUCUCCCUCCCAGCAGGGCUGCAGUGGGACCCACGAUGGAGGCUUGGACGGCCCGCCUGCAGCGAGCGGUCAGCCAGAAGCCCGGGCGCAGGUCCUACACCAUCUACCGCAACGCGGCGGAGGACGAUGGGGACCCCGAUCCGGGGGGGCUUCAGAUCAAGAUGGAGGAAGCUGAUGGGGCAACUGCUCGCCCCCCCUGCGGCCAGAAGGCUGUGCCUCCGUCUGCCUGGCUGAAACGGUGGAAGGCAGGGGUGUACCUGGCCCUGGUGGGCCUCCUCCUCCUCGUCAUAGGCUUCCUCCUGGGGUACGUCUCUUCCCGGAGGGGGUCCUGCGCGGCAUGUGGAGACUUCCUGCCCAUGGUGAACGAGGAUGGCCCCUACCACCCCGCCGAGGACCCCCGGGGGCCGCCCCCCCUGUACUGGAGCGACUUGCGGGAGAUGUUCCAGAAGUAUCUCAACGAAGAGAAGAUCGAGGGGACCAUCCGGAAAAUGAGCGAGGGCCCCCACCCGCCCGGCUCCCCUCGCCUGGAUGCCCUCUCCAGCCACGUCCUGGAGGCCUUCACUGCCUUUGGCCUGGACCACAGCUGGACAGACAGCCACUACGUGGGGCUGCAGCGCCCUGACCGGCGGCAGCCCAACUUCCUUCGCUGGGUGGAUGCCAGCGGGGCUGUGACAGAGGAGCUGCUGCUGGAAGACCCAGAGGUUUACUGCCCGUACAGCGCCUCUGGCACCGUCGUGGGGGGCCUCGUCUUUGCCAACUACGGGCGCAGGGAGGACUUUGCGGUGCUGGAGCAGCAAGGGGUGAGUCCGCGGGGCCAUCUCGUCAUCGUCCGUGUCGGGAAAAUCAGUUACGCUGAGAAGGUGGCAAAUGCUGAGGCUGCCCAGGCCAAGGGGCUUCUCGUUUACCCAGACCCCAGCGAUAUCCCGCAAGAUCCCCGCAAGCUGGGGCUUUUCCCUAACAUGAGCAUGUAUGGACAUGUCCAUAUGGGGGCUGGGGACCCGUACAGCCCUGGUUUCCCUUCCUUCAACCACACCCAGUUUCCCCCUGUAAAAUCCUCGGGGCUGCCCACCAUCCCUGCUCACCCAAUCAGUGCCGCUGUGGCUGCCCAACUGCUCCGGCGGCUGACGGGCCCCCCGGCCCCCCCGGCCUGGAAGGGGCACCUGCCGGAGGUCCCCUACCUGCUCGGCCCGGGGGAGCCCAGCGCCCACCUGCAGCUGGGCGUGCACAGCGUUCGGCAGUCGGUCAUGAUCAGCAACGUUUUCGGCUGCAUUGAGGGCAAAUUUGAGCCCGGGUUCCAGCUACGAAGAAGCCUGCUGUUUGUGAGCUGGGAUGCGGGUGAUUUUGGCAGUGUGGGCUCCACCGAGUGGCUGGAGGGCUACCUCACCAUGCUGCACUUGAAGGUCGCCGCGUACAUCAGCGUGGACAAUGCGGUCCUGGGAGAUGACAAAUUCUUGGCCAAGACCAGCCCUGCCCUGACCAGCCUCAUUGACAAAGUCAUCAGGCAGGUGAGCAGCCCCAGUCGCAGCGGCCAGACCAUCUUUGAGCAGAUGACGGAGCAGGGUCAGCGCUGGGAGAGCGAAGGGAUCCAGCCCCUCCCCGUGGACAGCAGCGCCUUCGCCUUUACGUCCUUUGGGGGGGUGCCGGCGGUGGAGUUCUCUUUUGUGGAGGACUCACGGUUGUACCCCUUUCUCAACACCAUGCUGGAUACCUACGACAACCUCAACCGGGCUCUCCAGGGUCGUCUCCCUGCUGUGGCCAAGACGGUGGCCGAGGUGGUGGGGCACCUGCUGAUCAAGCUAACCCAUGACCACCUCCUGCCCCUCGACUACUGGUGCUACGGAGAUGUUCUCUUGCAGAAGAUCGCCCUCUUCAACGAAUACAACACCCAGCUGAAGAGCCGGGGGCUCACCCUGCAGUGGAUGUAUUCGGCUCGAGGGGAUUAUGCGCGGGCAGCAGAGAAGCUGCGGAGGGACAUCUACACCUCGGAGGAGCAUAAUGAGAGACUCCUGCGCAUAUUCAACGUCCGCAUAAUGCGGGUGGAGUUCUACUUCCUGUCUCAGUACGUGGCGGUGACGGAGACUCCCUUCCGGCACAUCUUGCACGGCCGGGGGCCCCACACCCUGGGGGCUCUGCUGGAGCAUGUCAGCCUCUUGCGGGAUGCCCCGGAAAGGUUCAAUGAAGCCCUCUUCCGCCGGCAACUGGCCCUCGUCACCUGGACGCUCCAGGGGGCAGCCAACGCCCUGAGCGGGGACGUCUGGAACAUCGACAACAACUUCUGACCUUUGGGCAGCCGCCACUGCCUCUCUGCUGGAGCUGAGACCGAACUCCCGCCUCUGCCACCUGCCCGGGCCUCCGAGUGUGGAAUCCGGCGUUGGAGCCCCCGCGAUGCUGUUCCCCCCACCACCGUCGUCUGGAUCGGCGCCUGGUAUCCAAAACGGCUCCCGGUUGGGGGCCUAGCAAAACAGAUCCAUUUGGCAUGUAUUGUAUUUUUGGCAAGCACACGCAUGUGCAUGCUCACACACAGGGGUUUGUUUCAGCUCCAGCCUUUACAGGUAGUCCUCCUUUAGCGACCACAGUUGGAACCAGCAACUUGGUCUUUAAGUGAAGCGGUUGCUAAGUGAAACCACAACUGUGCGUAUUAUCUUACUUCAGUUUUCCUUUGCUUUACAGACCUGCAAAGGUCGUAAAUGUGAGGAUUGCUCCUAAAGUUACUUUUUUCAUCACCGUCGUAACUGCGAAUGGUUGCUAAAUGGGGCAGUUGCUAAACGAGGACUACCUGUAAUCUUUUCUAUCUUCCCUCUUUCCACCCCCAUUCUUAAUUUAUCAGUGACAGGGUUCACUAUGAAUGGUUCAUAUAUUGCUAUGCAAUAGAGUGCCUUGUUCCUCCAGUGUUAAUUGCCCUCCAUUGGAAUUGCCCCCACUUACUUGCUCCGCCAGAUUUAUCAGCAGCAAUGUCUGCUAUAAAUUGAAUUGAUUUAUUGCUAUGUAAUAGACAGAAAUCCUGCACCCUUUCUUUUCUUCCUUUUUCAUUCCUCCCCCAGCUUUUAAUUCAUUCAUUGCUCUUUUGCAGAUCCUGACCCCCCCACGCUUGAUAAUUUAUCUGUUUAUUGCCAUGUGAUGGAAUGAAAAGCUAAGUUACUUUCUCAAUAAUGACAAGGGCCCUGUUGGUUUAUCAGCAGCAGCGUUCAUUAUAAAUUUUUCCUUAUGCCCUCUC
This is a messenger RNA of Candoia aspera, 3724 nucleotides long. RefSeq names its product transferrin receptor 2 (gene TFR2). The record is from RefSeq and is a predicted model, not a curated record. The coding region runs from base 546 to 2789 and encodes 747 amino acids. Gene Ontology annotation, biological process: endocytic iron import into cell. The transcript is spliced from 17 exons. NCBI's taxonomy places the organism in Eukaryota, Metazoa, Chordata, Lepidosauria, Squamata, Candoiidae. Gene Ontology annotation, cellular component: external side of plasma membrane.